GUCAUUUUACUUCCUGUUUUGCGAUCAGAAGGCAAACACAGGGGGAGGAGAGGAGAUGAGGUACUAACGGAACAUUGGAGAACCUUGUUUACCCAACAAGACUACAAUUUUUUCAAUUUUUCGUGUAAAACCGUCGCAAAAAUGAUAAAGAAAGACGCAGUUAAGAAGCACAUGAAUCGUAUGAGGCAACUUGCUAAUCAGAAUUUAGGAAGAGCUGAAAAGACAGAGGUCCUCAACCAAGACUUGCAACAGUGUGAAAAACGAGUGGAACAAAUCAAGCAUGCUUGUCAGAACACGAGUAAAAAACUUUCAGCAUGUCAGCAAAGUCAAGGAACAGAUGUUGAGAAACGAAUGAAAAAACUUCCACAGCAUGCAUUAGCUCAAACAAUGGAAGAAAGUGGAAAAGAACUUGGAGAAAAUUCAAUAUUUGGAAAUAUGCUUCUCCAGGCCUCAGAUGUAUCAUUUAGCUUAGCCCUUGAACUUACAAGUUUUGAGACAAGUAUGGAGAAAUUUGUCAUCGCCCCUUUAAGCAGUGUACUUGAGAAUGAAAUUCCAGCAAUUGCAUCGGUAAAGAAAAGAUUGACUAAAUUAACUCUGGAUUUAGACUCUUCCAAAUCAAGGUACCAUCAAGCUGUCCGAGGCACAACGUAUGGAAAAACAAAUUUUGCUGAAAUGGCAAGUAAAACAGAAUCUCUGAAAACAGAGCAAGAAGAAUCGCAACACAAAGUAAACCAAACAAGGGACCAACUUUCAAUGGAGAUGAUGACGCUGAUAACGAAAGAAGGAGAAUUAGCAAGGACACUCAUAGACUUUGUCGAAGCUCAAGCUCAGUACCAUAGAAACGCCCUUACAAAAUUAGAACGAAUGAUUCCUGCCAUGAAGGAGAUUCUGGAGCAUGACGCUUUACAGCCGAUAUUCGGUUGCCCGCUAGAGGAUCAUCUUAAGAUUACGGAGCGGGAGAUAGCGUUGGUUAUUGAGGCAUGUGUCAUCACACUUGUCACAUUUGGUCUGGAGGAAGAAGGACUUUUCCGUCUGGCGGGCAGUCAGUCAAAAGUUAAAAAGUUAAAAGCAAUGUUUGAUUCCUGGGUUGAAAUUGAUAUGGCCGAAUAUGAAACUGAUUUACAUGCGGUUGCUGGAAUUUUGAAAAUGUAUCUUCGUGAGCUUCCAGAGCCAUUGCUGACCAACGAAUUAUAUGAUGAAUUCCUGCAGGCAGGGAGUAUAUCAGAUUCUGACAGAAGACUGCAAUCUUUAUGGACAGUAGCAAAUAAACUACCAAGCUACAAUAAUAAGAAUUUUAGGUAUUUGAUAAAGUUUCUAAAGAAAGUUUCUGAGCACAGUGAAGUGAAUAAAAUGAGUACGUCAAACCUAGCUCUGGUCAUUGCUCCCAACAUACUGUGGUCGGAAAAAGAACGAGGAGUUUCUGUAACAUCAACUGCAAUGGCUUCUCAAAUUGUUGAAUCCUAUAUUACUUAUGCAGAUUGGUUCUUCCCAGAAGAAAUUGAAUUUGAGGUAUCUGAUGCAUGUCCAAAUAAACGAAAUUCAAUGGAAAGGACCACGCCGGUAGCUGAUCAAACAGAUGCUGGCCACUCACCUGCACAGACUAAAGUCACUCCACAGCAGUCCCAAUCACCUAAAGAGGUUGUCCAGACCCCCACUUCAACUGUUACAACCCCUCUUCUUAACGACACACAUGCACCUACAGAAAGGACAAGGCCUGUACCAGCGAAAAGACCAAGCAAAAGAAAAGCACCAAAAGCACCAGCAAUCGGCACGUCAUUGUCCUCUCCGACCUCAACACUGACCAGGCAACACAGCGAUCAUUCGUUGUCACCGAACGUUAGUAACCAUUCAUCACGUGAUGGUAGACUCAGUGUGGAAAAUAUUGUUGAAAGUGAACCAGACACAUGCCCUCAACUAGAUACAUCGACGGAGUUACCGAUGUCUCCAACAUCUCCUCCACCCAGAGCAAGAACGCAAUCAAUUAAGAAGCCACUUGUGUCACCGCCUCCGCCUCCAAAACCAUUAGAAACACGAAAUUCAGAUCAUUUUGAAACCAAAUUCUAAAAGGACAUUAAUAAGGACUGUUGAUUAGUGCACUUUCUAUUUUAAAAUAUAUUAUUCAUCAGGACAAUUUCCUUAACCAGUCCAUCUAUUUUAUUGUUAAUUAUGUCUCCAGUUCCAAAUACUGAAUCGUCUUUCCAAUUUGCUAGAACCUAGUUUAAAAGUGCAUUGUUAAUCACGAAAAAUCAUGUAGAUUUACGAGAAAAUUUGUACUAUUAUUAUCCUUUUAGCAUUUGUAGAAUCAAAAUUUGCACAUAAUAAUGUAAAGUGAUAAUAAACCAUAGAGGUUAAAGUAUGUAUACUGUGUAAACAUUCAUUGAAUCGGCGGUGCUGGAAGCAAGUAUGUGCUGUAUACUUCUAUCAUGCAACAGUUAAAAAGAUUGUAAUUAUUAUUAUUGAUAAAAUUAAAUUACUUUAAAUAUAUCCUGCAAGACAUACUUAUUAGAAUUGAGUCCAGUAUUAAUGAGUACUUUAGAGCUGCCUGGGAAACUUAUCCAAUAAAUAGAAAAUAGAAAUAUCCCGGCAGUAUAUAGAUGGUGCUGAAAUAAUGGGCGUUGUGUAUGUCUAUUAUACAACAGGUCAACAUUUUAUUGUAAUUAUUGUUGAUAAACUAUGUUAAAUAUAACAGGAAAUGAGGAAAGAGGUGAACAUUUUGUCCUGUCAGGAUUCCUGUCCAGUCAAAGAGAAUUAGAAAUAUCCUGCCAAUGUAGGUAAAUUUUAACAUUUUGAUAACAAAAUAACGAAUGCCUCUUAAAUGACGUACCAUGAAUAUACCUGGUGAUUGGCUAUUCUACUGAUGUCAAAGGUUAGUAAUAUAGCCAACAACCAUAGUAAUAUAUGCCAAUAACAGUUUAAUAGUAUGACUUAAAUCCAAUAUAGAAAUAUGGCUCAAACUAGACACCGAGUCUGCUUCCAGAGUCGUUCAACAUGUUCUGUAUAAUGAUUUAUUUUACGAGCUAGUAUUGUGAUAUUUGUUAUACGUGUCCUUUUAGACACAACAUGACUAAACAUGACAGGUAUCUUUGAAAACGAGAAUGAGAUUGGCUUUCACGUCCGAUUUUUGUCACGCAUAGGCAAGUUUCUUGGUCAUUAGAUUCAGUCACACAUAUCAAUUCCAUGUACAUAAUUUUGCUGAAUCAUUCAGUUAGAGAACACAUACAUUGUUAUUGCAGUAUCGACUGGAAUCAUGCGUUGUGACGAAAUCUACAUAUAUACACACAUGUUUUUUGGUUUUUUUUAACUUUUAUUUAAAGAUGGUAACAUAUUGAUGCGACUUUUCGAAGACAAUGAUGUUUCCUUUUUCUGACAUUAUUUGCUGAAAUAAAUCACGUAACUCCAAUUCCGAUAUAAAUCAUUGAAUGUACUUUACUCACAACUUUCUUACAACGAUAUUCAUUAUGAUUGUUUCAAUUAUUUAUAAGAUAGUAUCAUUUUUUAUAACUCAAAAACUUAAUAGUUACUGCAGAAAACUUCCUACAAAAUUGGGAUAAUAAUUGAAUCAGGUUUCUAUCGAAAUGUAGAUAUCAAGAAUUCAUAAACUUUUUAUCCGCAUAAUUUCAUAAAAAUUUAUUUUACUGCAAGCAGCUUUAGGCCUAACAGGUGUUGUCUUAAUCCAGAAAAACUUCAUAGAAACGUUCGUAUUUAACUACUGGUGAAACUCCCAAGUUUCAUAGAAAGUAUUGUAUUUUAUUGCAUAAUACUCGAAAUUUCAUUUAAAAAAAUAUUGUAUUUUAUCCAUAUUAUAGUUAUAUUUGAAUCCAUAAUUUAGUUAGUAUGUUGUCUCCACUUGUUGGCAAGUUUCUUUGAUAUCAGGGUUACCUUAGUUGUAUUCAUUUUGUUUUCUAGCUUUUUUUUCUAUAUAGAGUAUUAUUAAUUUUCUUCUCAAAAUACCGGUAUUGAUUAUAUUUUAAAUUUCGCAUAUUGAUUAUAUCAAAAUGUUUUUAACGUGAAUUAUUAAUUACAAUUUUUAAAUUGAAACCUUAUAACAGCGUUCAUUCUAUUUGAUAUUUGAUGAACAUGUUUUAUCGUUAAGUGAAAAUUACACUUCAUUCAAGGUGUAUACCAUUUUGUCGGGGGAGGGCGGUUUACAAUACGAGUCCAGACAGUUAUUAUCUAUGUUUCGUCUGUGGAAUACCCCUCGAAAAUAUUAGACCUGUCUGUGUGAAGAGGUCCAUCUUGUGACAAUCAUGCCCUUAGAUUUAAUUUUCAUUUUUUAAUAAACAUACAAAUAGUAACUGAAUUAAAAUUAACAAUAAUAUAAUUAACGUUAAUAAUAAUGACUGUAUUAAAAUUGUCUAACCAUUGUCUACUACGUGGUUUCUUUUUGGGUGUUUGUGAGUAGCUUAUCCUGGCAAGGAGGUUGCGCAUAGACUACCAAUAUCACGACUUGUUUGUACCAUUUCUAAUAACAGAUUUUUAUUAUCAGAACAAUAUACUGUACUCAUUAAAUAUUCAUCUUAAUUGAUGCCGCUUAAAAUAUUA
This is a messenger RNA of Anneissia japonica, 4542 nucleotides long. Its product is annotated as rho GTPase-activating protein 17-like. The record is from RefSeq and is a predicted model, not a curated record. Gene Ontology annotation, cellular component: intracellular anatomical structure; cytoplasm. Gene Ontology annotation, molecular function: protein binding; GTPase activator activity. The transcript has 16 exons. The coding region runs from base 142 to 2064 and encodes 640 amino acids. NCBI's taxonomy places the organism in Eukaryota, Metazoa, Echinodermata, Crinoidea, Comatulida, Comatulidae. Gene Ontology annotation, biological process: regulation of Rac protein signal transduction; positive regulation of GTPase activity; regulation of actin cytoskeleton organization.